AUAUAAUUAUUUAUGCGCAAGUAGCGUUAUUAAGAGGAAUUUACCCGACGACCUUUCACUUGUUUAAAGCUUAACACAGAAGUUCAGAUAAGUCUUUGAUCUUUUCUCAUCUGUAUGAAUAUGGGAUUACAGUUUUUUAAUCACAUUUUUGGUCAACUUCUAUCAAAAUUUGAUUUUAAUCUCCACCAUAUAAUCACCUCCUCUGCUAUUUGCAUUCAUCCACAAUUCAUCACUGUGUGAGCAAGAGGAGGGUCAAUUAUGGAGAGUAAAUGGUUAAUUUGUUUAUUGCUUAUCAGCGGUUUUAGUACUUACUGUUACGCGUCCAAAAGCAUGAGAAUGCGGCUGUCUACUGAGCAAAACAUGGAGGAUUUGCUUACCAGACGCAAUCUUCUUUCGAAUGGACUUGGCUCCACUCCUCCCAUGGGGUGGAAUAGUUGGAAUCAUUUCGCCUGCAAUAUUGAUGAAAAAACCAUCAAAGAAACUGCUGAUUCUCUGGUUUCAACUGGUCUUUUUAAGCUUGGUUACAUAUAUGUCAACAUCGAUGAUUGCUGGGCGGAAAGUUCUCGUGACGACAAGGGUAAUCUAGUGCCUAAGAAAUCCACAUUCCCAUCUGGCAUUAAAGCUCUCGCCGACUAUGUCCACAGCAAGGGUCUUAAGCUCGGAAUUUACUCAGAUGCAGGAUAUUACACUUGUAGCAAAAAACAGCCUGGUUCACUUGGUCAUGAGGAACAAGAUGCCAAAACCUUUGCUUCUUGGGGCAUAGAUUACUUGAAGUAUGAUAAUUGUAACAAUGAUUUCUCAAAGCCAACUCAACGGUACCCUGUGAUGACCCGAGCAUUAAUGAAUGCAGGCCGUCCGAUCUUCUUCUCUCUCUGCGAAUGGGGAGAUCUGCAUCCAGCUUUGUGGGGUUAUAACGUAGGAAACAGCUGGAGAACUACUAAUGAUAUCUCAGAUAAUUGGGAUAGUAUGGUCUCAAGAGCAGACCAGAAUGAAGUUUAUGCGGAUCUUGCAAGGCCCGCUGGCUGGAAUGAUCCCGACAUGCUUGAAGUCGGAAAUGGAGGGAUGAAAAAAGAUGAAUACAUUGUUCAUUUCAGCAUAUGGGCAAUUUCUAAGGCUCCCCUUCUCAUUGGUUGUGAUGUGAGAAAUACAACUAAAGAAGUUAUGGAAAUCAUUGCAAAUAAGGAGGUGCUUUCUGUGAAUCAAGACAAGCUAGGUGUUCAGGCUAAAAAGGUUAGGAUGGAAGGUGAUCUCGAGGUGUGGGCUGGUCCGCUUUCAAACUACAGAGUGGCCAUAGUUCUGCUGAACCGUGGUUCUUGGCCAACUUCCAUGAUUGCUCACUGGGAUGAUAUUGGGCUCCCUCCAAACACUGCUGUUACUGCAAGAGACCUUUGGGAGCACAAGACUCUGAAGACAAAAUUUGUAGGAAAUUUGACAGCAACAGUGGAUUCUCAUGCAUGCAAAAUGUACAUAUUGAAACCGGUUUCUUGAGAAAUUUCUGGCUCUGUGGUCAGCAUUAAGUUGUAUUUUUCGAAUAAAAUUGGCAGCCAACAUUCGAAUUGAUCGCCUUCAGUAAAUAUUCGAAUGUGAAAUCUCCCUUUGCUCCGUCUUUA
Olea europaea var. sylvestris is the source of this 1610-nucleotide messenger RNA. RefSeq names its product alpha-galactosidase 1-like. Lineage: Eukaryota; Viridiplantae; Streptophyta; Magnoliopsida; Lamiales; Oleaceae. Gene Ontology annotation, biological process: carbohydrate metabolic process. Gene Ontology annotation, molecular function: hydrolase activity, hydrolyzing O-glycosyl compounds. The record is from RefSeq and is a predicted model, not a curated record. Bases 259 to 1488 code for a protein of 409 amino acids. The transcript has 15 exons.